GACAGCUUCCACUCUCGUGUUAUCCCAUCUUUCCUUUGACCCCCCAUUUUUACCAUCACUCACGCGCUCUUUUUUUUUAUAUCUCACGCACGCGCAGACAAAGUCCCACCCAACACACCAGAUAUGCGCUCUUCGCCCUAAUCCGCCUCGCCCUACCCUUUUUACCUUUCAUACACGUGCGACUUGACAAGCGACCGGCGCAAUGAUAUCCUCUGGCUUCACCAAUGCGCCCGUCUCCCAGCUCCUCGUCUUCGGCACUGUCAUUACGGCCCUCCUAGCUACACUUACCGAUACAAGAUACUAUCUGCAUAUACUCGUUGUGCCGCAUAUCUGGGGUUAUGGCCAGUUUUGGCGUUUUGUGACGUGGCAGCUUAGCUACACGAAUUCUACAGAGGUGCUAUUCGCAGUUGUUUCGUUCUACCAACUACGCGUUAUGGAGCGAUUAUGGGGAAGUCGCAAGUUUGCCUCGUUCCUCGUUUCGACUCUGCCAUACACCACACUCCUACCACCCCUCAUCCUAACCUUUAUCCUGCGGCCCCUCACGUUUGCGCAUAUGAACCACCUCUCCGCGGGACCUACUGCUAUGCUCUUCGCCCUCAUCGCAAACUACUACGCCGCCGUCCCAUAUACAUAUCGCUAUAGCAUCUCUCCGUGGGCACCUACCACAACUACCUCUGCAUCCUCCUCACAAUCUAUAACCGCCCUCUGGUCGCGCAGCCUAACGCUAACAUCAAAAUCGCUCUCCUACCUCGCGCCUUUACAGCUCGCCUUCUCGCAGUUCCCCGGUUCCUUGCUCGCGGCUGCCAUUGGCUGGGGUGUCGGCACCGCGUACCGGCGAGACUUGCUUCCUGGGGCUACCCGCUGGCGCGUCCCCGGAUGGAUGGUUGGCGAGGAGAAUCGCGACUCGAGAGGCUUUGAGGGGCUGAGAGCCAGAUUGGAUGCAGAGAGGGAGAGAGAAGGCGGGGCUGGGGAUGGACUCGCGACGGGGAUAUUGGCAGGAGAAACGGGAAAUGCACAGCAGGCCAGGCAGAGGAGAACGUUGGGCGAUGUCGUGGCCGAGCAGUUCAGAGGGAGGGGAUAGUCUUUCCUUCUUCUUUCAUUAUCACUUCUGUCUUUCUUGGUUUCGUACGAGAGGGAUGUGGCUGGUAUAGGAUACACAUGUAUAUAUUUGGUCAAAUUAUUGAGUAUUGUCUUAGCCGUGACGAAGAUGGAGAACCGAAAGAGAACCUAGUCAUGUGCGACAAUGUAGCAUAUAUUGAUCAUUUCACCCUUCUCUG
Bipolaris sorokiniana ND90Pr is the source of this 1277-nucleotide messenger RNA. RefSeq lists its product as uncharacterized. The coding region runs from base 203 to 1081 and encodes 292 amino acids. NCBI's taxonomy places the organism in Eukaryota, Fungi, Ascomycota, Dothideomycetes, Pleosporales, Pleosporaceae. Gene Ontology annotation, molecular function: serine-type endopeptidase activity. The record is from RefSeq and is a predicted model, not a curated record. The transcript is spliced from 3 exons.